AUGGCCGCAGAAGAUGGACUGGCGGACGGGAGCAUGGCCGAUAUCGUUCGGGCACUUGAGCUCAUCCACAAUCCGUCAUCGACAAAUGAGCUCCGCAGAGAGGCCUUGCAAUUUGUGGAGUCGCAAAAGGGAAGUCCUUCCGCGGCUCGUAACGGCUUUCUGCUAGCAUCACGGAGGGAGAAUGAUGCCUUGGUCCGGUAUUUUGGGUUGACUCUUCUCGAUCAUGUCUUACGCCAUACCUCAUUCACCGCUACGGAUGAGAUUGUGGGUCUGAGGGAUAUUGUGCUGAAGCUUGCCGAAUCGAUUCAGCCAGAGGACCCUGUGUAUAUUCGAAACAAGAUUCCUCAACUAUGGGCGGAGGUUGCCAAGAGAAGCUGGGGUUUAGAUUGGCUCGAUAUGGAUCAACGCCUAGUCCAGUUCUGGAAUGCUAGUCUUGUGCAUAAAGAACUGGUCCUAUCUGUUCUCGAGACACUAUCGGAAGAUAUCUUCUAUCGAGAAGACACUGUUUCGUCGUUACGCGGAACCGAUCUAAACCGUGCAUUGGUAGAAAUCUGUACGCCGCUGGCUGUAUUUGAAGAGGCGUACCCAAAACGAGACAACCAGGUUGACCUACGGUGCGGCAAUGAAGGUUGGCUUGCCCGGACAUGCGAGUUCCUUCAAGACUGCAUUGGAAACAUACAGCACUCCAAACAAGCAAAGGAUGCCGCCCUGAAGGCUCUGGCGAGCCUGAAAUCGGUCUUGGUUUGGUCAAUCCCCAGAGCUAUCCUGAUCUCAGGAUGUGUCCAAAGUAUAGCCAGAGCUUUUACUUGCGAUGAUGAACAGGUGUUAUUGGUAAGUCUCAUGUCGUUUGGGCAAUACAUCGCUUUAACAAACUAUUCAGGCCGCCGUCGAAGCCUUGCAUGCGUUAUAUAG
Molecule: messenger RNA, 912 nt
Organism: Aspergillus calidoustus
Lineage: Eukaryota; Fungi; Ascomycota; Eurotiomycetes; Eurotiales; Aspergillaceae
Source: the annotation of a GenBank genome assembly